AUGGGAUCAUCCGCCCAAACGACGCCUGCUCCCUCUCGCGUCCUCAAGCGGUCAACACCAAGUACACAGAACAUGAACAAGACCCAAAAAUCCAUCUUGGGAUUCUUCCAGCCUAAAUCGUCUCCUUCGGCUCCAUCAACCUCCCAGCGAAGUUCCACUCUCCCAGCAUCUUCUCCGUCUGGAGCCAGUCCACUCAGCGAAACAACCACCAGCUCGGUGAGAGCCAAAUUUUCGAAGCAGAGGCUAGAUGAUGAUCAAAAUAUUACUCCAGUUCCGAGUAGUGAUGCAAUUGAACCUCCCGAAGAAGACACGCCGACCGCUGUGAGGAAAACAUCUGCAGGGAACCAUGAGUUCUCUACCUCUAACACAUCCAGCAGACGGGCGAGGACGGCGGUUAAAAGUUAUGAAGAAUCUGAGGACGAGGAUGUUGUCCAGCCGGGGAGAAGAAACGCACGGGGGCGGUCUCAGAAGCGAAGAAGACCUGGGGAUCUCAGUAGUGACGAAGAAUGCUUUAAGCCCGAUGAGGAUGAUGACGAGGAUAAAUACAUAGAUGAUACUGACGACUUCGUUGUCCCAGACGAUGAAUCAGAAGAAGAAUUGAAGUCAUCUAGGAAACGAAAGCGUCCUUCAAAGGCACCGUCUAAGAAAGAAUCCAGCAGCCCGCCACCUAUUCCUGGUGAUGACAUGGACUUGGAGAUCCCUCAGUGCACGUCUGCUUCCACCCAAAAGUGGCGCUAUGACCCCGACAAUGUAGAACCAUACCAGCCUCGAAAAACCCUAGUCAAACCAGAGACACACUCCAGUAGCAAACAAAAAAAGGCCCAUAUGACGGAGCCAGAAAAUCGAUACCCAUGGCUUGCUAAUAUUAUGGAUAUGGAUAAAAAUCCACUUGGUCAUCCUGACUAUGAUCCCCGUACUUUAUACAUCCCACCUCUAGCCUGGACCAAAUUUUCGCCAUUUGAAAAGCAGUAUUGGGAGAUCAAACAGAAAUUCUGGGAUACCAUUGUAUUUUUCAAAAAGGGGAAAUUUUACGAGCUAUAUGAAAAUGAUGCCACUAUAGGUCACCAACUUUUUGAUCUCAAACUUACGGAUAGAGUCAAUAUGCGUAUGGUCGGAGUUCCCGAAAUGAGCCUUGAUCAUUGGGCCAACCAAUUCGUUGCAAAAGGAUUCAAGAUUGCUCGCGUGGACCAGUCGGAGUCUGCAUUAAGCAAAGAAAUGAGAGAACGUGAAGAUAAAGGCAAUAAGAUGGGCAAAGCACAGAAGGAAGACAAGGUCAUAAAACGAGAGCUAGCAUGUGUUCUGACCACUGGAACCUUAGUGGAAGGGUCAAUGAUUCAGGGCGAUAUGUCCACAUACUGCGUGGCAAUCAAAGAGGCUAUUAUUGAUGGCUUACCAGCCUUUGGUAUAUCGUUUGUCGAUACAGCUACCGGACAGUUUUUCUUAUCUCAGUUCGUUGACGAUGUGGAUAUGACAAGGUUCGAGACCUUUGUUGCCCAGACCAGACCUCAGGAAUUGUUACUUGAAAAAUCUGCUAUGUCUACCAAAGCCCUCAGAAUAUUGAAGAACAAUACCGGCCCAACUACUCUCUGGAAUUACCUGAAGCCUGGGAAGGAAUUCUGGGAGGCUGAUGUCACCGUUCGGGAACUUGACGCAGGUAGCUAUUUCGUUUCGGAAGACAAAAACCAUGCAUCCGCCUGGCCGCAAGCAUUGCAAGACGCUCGAGAUAAAGAUUUGGUCAUGUCUGCUUUUGGGGCUCUUUUACAGUACCUUGAAAUGCUAAAAACUGGACGAGACCUCAUCACCAUAGGAAAUUUCACUUGGUACGAUCCAAUUAAGAAAGCAUCCAGUCUCGUACUGGACGGGCAGACCCUAAUCAACCUUGAAAUAUUCGCAAACACAUACGAUGGCAGCUCGGAAGGAACACUGUUUCAACUACUCAACCGCUGUGUUACGCCGUUUGGGAAGCGGUUGUUUAAACAAUGGGUUUGCCAUCCCCUGAUGGAUAUCAAGAAGAUCAAUGCCCGGCUUGACGCUGUUGAGUCCCUGAAUGCAGAUAGCACAGUGCGUGAGCAAUUCUCGUCACAGUUGACCAAAAUGCCGGAUCUUGAACGGCUUAUAUCUCGAGUGCACGCUGGUACAUGCAAAGCCCAAGACUUCGUACGUGUACUUGAGGGAUUUGAACAAAUCGAGUAUACAAUGGGUCUUCUGAAGGAAGCUGGGUCUGGUCAUGGGUUAAUCGGCCAAUUGAUCUCUGCCAUGCCGGAUCUCAACGGUCUCUUGAAAUUCUGGGAGACGGCAUUUGACCGCUCUAAGGCUAGAGAAAGUGAUAUCUUAGUCCCAGAGGAAGGCAUUGAGGAAGAGUUUGACGCAUCCAAAAAGAAUAUUGAACAAUUGGAGGAUGAAUUAGAGCAGGUACUACAACGGACCAGGAGGGAGUUAAAAUGUUCAACCAUUGUUUUCAAGGAUAAUGGCAAAGAAAUUUACCAACUCGAGGUUCCCAUUAAGAUCAAGAACAUACCAAAAUCCUGGGACCAAAUGUCCGCCACGAAGCAGGUUAAGCGAUAUUACUUCCCUGAGCUAAGAGCAUUGAUUCGAAAACUACAGGAAGCUCGCGAGACACAUGCUCAGGUUGUGAAGGGUGUUGCUGGCAGAUUUUAUGCUCGAUUUGACAAAGAUUACUCGAGCUGGCUUGCAGCUGUAAAGAUAAUCGCCCAGCUUGAUUGUCUGAUUGGAUUAGCCAAAGCUUCCACUGCACUAGGACAUCCGAGUUGUCGUCCUACGUUUGUCGAUGAUGAGCGCAGUGUACUUGAUUUCCAAGAACUCCGCCACCCCUGUAUGAUGCCCAAUGUUGGAGACUUCAUUCCUAAUGAUGUCAAACUGGGAGGGGAUACAUCAAAUAUUAACCUUCUGACUGGCGCAAACGCAGCAGGAAAGUCUACAGUUUUGAGAAUGACUUGCACGGCGGUUAUCAUGGCACAAAUAGGUUGCUAUGUCCCUUGUGAAUAUGCCCGCCUAACUCCGGUUGAUCGCAUUAUGUCCAGGCUUGGGGCUAAUGACAACAUAUUUGCUGCUCAAUCCACCUUCUUUGUCGAGCUUUCAGAGACCAAGAAAAUUCUCUCUGAAGCAACUCCCCGUUCCUUGGUAAUAUUGGAUGAACUAGGCCGUGGAACUAGCUCUUAUGACGGUGUUGCCGUGGCACAAGCAGUACUUCACCAUGUUGCUACUCAUAUAGGCGCUCUAGGUUUCUUUGCUACUCAUUAUCACUCACUCGCAGCUGAAUUUGAGGGACACCCUGAAAUUGCUGCUCGCAGAAUGCGGAUUCAUGUCGACGAUGCUGAAAGACGUGUGACUUUCCUCUACAAACUCGAAGAUGGGGUCGCCGAAGGCAGUUUUGGAAUGCACUGUGCCUCAAUGUGCGGCAUCCCAUCCAAGGUGGUUGAAGGUGCAGAAGUCGCUGCGAAGCAGUGGGAACACACAAGUCGGAUGAAGGAGAGUCUAGAGAAACGAAAAGGUGGUGGACUGAUUGGCCUGGGCUGGUGGAGUGAUGUUUCCUGGAUCUUAAAGGAGUCUGCGCAGGCAACUGAUGAGGCUACUCGGUCAAAAAAUGGUGACCGUGGAGUUGAGAUACUCCUCAAGGCCAUUGAAGCGUUAUAA
Molecule: messenger RNA, 3654 nt
Organism: Trichophyton verrucosum HKI 0517
Lineage: Eukaryota; Fungi; Ascomycota; Eurotiomycetes; Onygenales; Arthrodermataceae
Exons: 4
Coding region: 1-3654 (1217 amino acids)
Biological process (GO): mismatch repair
Cellular component (GO): nucleus; MutSalpha complex
Molecular function (GO): mismatched DNA binding; ATP binding; ATP-dependent DNA damage sensor activity
Source: RefSeq, a predicted model, not a curated record